This is a messenger RNA of Triticum aestivum (bread wheat), 545 nucleotides long. RefSeq lists its product as uncharacterized. The coding region runs from base 175 to 519 and encodes 114 amino acids. The record is from RefSeq and is a predicted model, not a curated record. The transcript is spliced from 2 exons. NCBI's taxonomy places the organism in Eukaryota, Viridiplantae, Streptophyta, Magnoliopsida, Poales, Poaceae.
CGCGUGGAGUGGGAAAUUGGAAUAUACGUCGCUAUACCCACCCGACAGAUGGGCCAUGAAUCGACGGAGGGGUGGACGCCGUCGAGGGACAUAGCCUGAGCCGUGGCUCGAGGUUUGGUCGCCGUCUCGAUCCGUGGAUCAGGCCUGGAGGUUUCCACUAGCCUCCGGCAGGGCAUGCAGUUAAUGCGGCUAUCUGGCUGUGCGGUGGUAGGUGAGAUGAAGGUUGAUUUCUCUAGGAUCCCAGUUCAGGGGGGAGGUCGAGAGAUUAACUGCGGCGCCGAGCUUCGUUUGUCCGGCGACCUAGCAGGCGACCUCGCACGCGCUCCGCCGACCAUGGAGUUCUUGCUUCAGCCGAUAAACAUAACGCUGCUUGAGGAGGUGAACGAUAACAACGGCGCAAUUGAGCCUGUGACGUUCCCCGUCACCGCGCCGGCGGAGCUUGCGCUUCCACUACCUGCCGCUUCAUCUGCGGACGCACAGAUCUAUUGGGCGGAGACAAAAGCUGCUGACGUGCGUUAGUCCUCCGAGCACUCAAUUCAACAAGU